AUGCCUUCAGUACAUGAGCCCCCUGUGGUACCCGUCGUCGCCAAUGGCGUCGUCAAUGGAACCAACGGCGACACUCGGCCGCAUACUCCCACUACCGGCAUGGCUUUGACUGAGUACAGCGCCAACCCUUCGACGCCGUCCGAGGAGAAGCGCGCUCAGAUCAAGGAGAUAGUACCAGAGGAGUAUCUGCUUCCUACAGGCUAUCCCGACUACCUUCGCCUUAUCGCCAGCGCCACGUCCCGAGUCUACGAGGCCUGCAAGGUCACCCCCCUCACCCACGCCGUCAACCUGAGCAACCGACUCGAGUGCAAGGUCCUCCUCAAGCGCGAGGAUGAACAGCCCGUCUUCAGCUUCAAGCUGCGCGGCGCCUACAACAAGAUGGCCCACCUCGACCCGGCCAAGAGCUGGAAGGGCGUCGUCUGCUGCUCUGCCGGUAACCACGCCCAGGGUGUUGCCUAUUCGGCUCGCAAGCUCAAGAUCCCCGCGACCAUUGUCAUGCCCGAGGCGACCCCCAGCAUCAAGCACUUGAACGUCGCCCGGCUUGGUGGUCAUGUCGUGUUGCACGGCGCGGACUUUGAUGCCGCCAAGGAGGAGUGCGCCAGGCGGUCGAAGCUAGAUGGGCUCAUCAACAUCCCGCCGUUUGACGAUCCGUACGUCAUUGCCGGCCAGGGAACCAUCGGGAACGAGCUCUUUGGCCAGGUCAACAUGGCCCAGGUGGAGGCCAUCUUCUGCGGUGUCGGAGGUGGUGGCCUCAUUGCUGGAAUCGGCCUCUAUGUCAAGCGCAUGGCUCCCCAUGUCAAGAUCAUUGGUGUCGAGGCCCACGAUGCCAAUGCCAUGGCAGAGUCCUUGAAAAAGGGAGAGCGAGUCCUGCUCAAGGAAGUCGGUCUGUUCGCCGAUGGUGCUGCUGUCAAGAUCCCCGGAGAGGAGACGUUCCGCAUCGCCAAGGAGGUUGUCGACGAUGUUAUCGAGGUCUCAACCGACGAGAUCUGUGCAGCCAUCAAGGACAUGUACGAUGACACCCGCUCAGGCCUGGAGCCAGCCGGUGCCCUAUCCAUUGCCGGUCUGAAGAAAUAUGUUUCUCAGAACCCCUCAAGGGACUCAAAGCGCACGCUCAUCGCCGUGACGUCGGGCGCUAACAUGAAUUUUGACCGUCUGAGAUUUGUUGCCGAGCGUGCCAGCAUGGGUGAGGGCAAGGAGGCUCUGCUUGCUGUUCAGAUCCCUGAGCGCCCUGGUUCCUUUGCCGAGCUCAUCAACACCAUCAUGCCCCAUGCUGUCACCGAGUUUUCAUACCGAUACGCGAGUGAUGAGGUGGCCAACAUCCUUAUCGGUCUCUCACUUACAGCACCUGCUGCGCAACGAUCCGAGGAGCUUCGCAUGCUUAUCGAGCGCAUCAAGUCGGGCAAUAUGAACGUGUCGGACCUGUCGCAGGAUGAGCUCGCCAAGAGCCAUAUCCGAUAUCUUGUCGGUGGUCGAUCCGGUGUCCCUCACGAGCGGCUAUACAUGUUCAGCUUCCCCGAGCGCCCAGGUGCUCUGGAGAAGUUCUUGGUGACAUUGCGGCCCAAGUUCAACAUCAGCCUGUUCCAGUACCGUAACUACGGCGGAGACUUGGGCAAGAUCGUCACAGGCAUCGUAUGCCCUGACGACGAGGUUCCCGAGCUGGAGACCUUUUUGCGCAAGAUCGGAUAUCCUUACCAAGACUGCACUGACUCGGACGUGUUCAAGACAUUCCUGAGAACCUAA
Messenger RNA from Fusarium keratoplasticum, 1740 nucleotides. Its product is annotated as Threonine dehydratase. NCBI's taxonomy places the organism in Eukaryota, Fungi, Ascomycota, Sordariomycetes, Hypocreales, Nectriaceae. The record is from RefSeq and is a predicted model, not a curated record. Gene Ontology annotation, biological process: L-threonine catabolic process. Gene Ontology annotation, molecular function: pyridoxal phosphate binding; threonine deaminase activity. The transcript has 2 exons. The coding region runs from base 1 to 1740 and encodes 579 amino acids.